AUGACUACAGGAUUGAAGACAAAAGAAUUGUAUUACAAGGAAAUAAUGAGUAAUUCCAUAAUUAUUUAUCAAAGAGGAUUCAUCAGUUUAAACAUUCCUUCCAGUGAUAUCAAAUCAGCAACAUUAGAAGUUAAUAAUAUUGAAAAGAAAACGGUUUAUCGCGCAGACUUGGGCGUUUCUGACAUUCUACACGAAGUUCAAUUAUCGCCUUGUCAGAAAUACAAAGUUAAACUAUUAUUUGUUUAUCUAUCAGGAGGCAAUUAUGAAGUGGAUAAAGACUUUGUGAUAGGUGACAAACCUACUACACCCUCUAUUGCAUACAACGAAUAUCCUUUGGUGGGAAACAAAGCAAACUUUACGUGUAUUUCCAAAGUACAACGUUGGCCAUCUGAUAAUUCUGAAAACCUGUCUUACAAGUUUUAUUGGAACGGAGAAAGUCGACAACCAAACACAAUUAUAAGGCGAUCAGAUACAGAAGCUUCGGUAACAUGUCAAGCGACUGAUGACAAAGGACAAAUUUCACCAUCCAGUGACAUUAUCAUUAUUGCUCCAUAUUGUAAACCUAAAAAUAUAAUAUUCCAACGAAGUAAAGUUGCUGUCAGACUUAACUUUAUUGAAGGAAUAACCAUGUUUGUUGUGUCCAAUCCUACACCUAAUGUGACGUGGAUCCAAAAUUCUCCAUACCCUUGGACUAUAAGCAGAGUAGGGGUUAAUCAUAACUAUUUUCUCCAAUCAAAAAUCAAGAUUUCAAAAUAUCCACUUAAGCGGCAGCUUGGUUUAUUAAUAUGUAAUAAAAUUGGAUGUGUGAAGAAAUAUGUCAAAACUGUACCAAAAGGAAAUCCUGAGAAAGUAAAAAACAUCAAUGUCGUCAAUAUAGCUCCAUAUUCAGCAUAUAUAUCAUGGUAUAGUGGCUUUGAUGGUGGUGCUCCACAGAAUUUUUCUGUCAUCUUAGAAUCUUCUACUGAUGGCAGUAGAACCAUUACAGUUCCAUCAGAAAAGAAAGACGAAGGAGAUUUGGUGUUAUUCAAAAUAAAUGGUUUGUCAUCUAACGCAUAUUACAACGGUCAUAUAGUUUCAUGCAAUAAAUAUGGCAAAACUGAAGUGGAAUUUGAGUUCGAAACUGAGAACGCUAAUAACGAUUUGUCUGAAAGGGAAACGAUUAUAUACCCACUGAUAAUAUGCGGAAUAAUUGGUAUUAUCGUUGUUUUUGUUAUAUUCAAAAACAAAGAAAAAUGUAAAGAUUCCAAGCGGAAAAUUCGUCAAACACGUAACAAAGAAACUACUAACACUUUACUUAUGUAUGAAAAUGCUUCUCAUAUACCCAGUACUAAAACAUCAGCAGACAGCAAUAAAAGUUGCAGCUACAGUGGAGAAUUGUACGAUGAUGAAAAAGAUGAUACACACGAAAAUGAUACAACACCAACAGACUGCGCUGCAAGUAGCAGUAAAGGGGAUAAUUUUUACGAAGAAAUGUAAAAGAAACGAUACUGCUGGUGAAUCAGACGCUUUAGGAAAAUAGUAAAAUUAACGUAAAUAAACUUCUACUAGUAUUAUCUUUAUUGUAAUUGCUGUUUGCAAUUACUUACAAACUAGAGAAACAACCUUACGUUAUUUGUUUUUCGUUUUGUAUUUGUAAUUAAAUUUAGGAUGUUA
Mytilus trossulus (common blue mussel) is the source of this 1653-nucleotide messenger RNA. RefSeq lists its product as uncharacterized. NCBI's taxonomy places the organism in Eukaryota, Metazoa, Mollusca, Bivalvia, Mytilida, Mytilidae. The record is from RefSeq and is a predicted model, not a curated record. The transcript is spliced from 6 exons. The coding region runs from base 1 to 1476 and encodes 491 amino acids. Gene Ontology annotation, molecular function: protein binding.